AUGAAAGAUAUCUGUGUUAUUGAAAUUUCACCAGAACAACAAUAUGUUCGAUAUCUAAUAUUAGCUACUGCUUUUAGUGCCCGUCAUUUGAAAAGUACAAGUGAAUAUAUUAAUAAAUUAAAAUCAAAUGAUCCUUAUCUAAGUAAUGAAUGUCUUGAUGGUUCAAGAUGGCAUGAUACGGAUAUAGGUCAUCUUGUUUUACAUUUAAUGGGUGUUGAAAUGCGUUCAGGAAUAUUUCAAGAUCCACCAUCACGAAAACAUAUGACAUUAGAUGAUCUUCCACAUAAAAAAAAUGUAGAAGAACAAACAAAUAUUGAAGUUGAAAAAGAAUUUAUUAAUUUACCAAGUGAUCCAAAAUCACCAGUUUAUAAAGAACAAAAAGUUAAUUAA
Rotaria sordida is the source of this 390-nucleotide messenger RNA. The record is from the annotation of a GenBank genome assembly. Lineage: Eukaryota; Metazoa; Rotifera; Eurotatoria; Philodinida; Philodinidae.